This is a messenger RNA of Chrysoperla carnea, 2700 nucleotides long. RefSeq names its product transmembrane channel-like protein 7. The record is from RefSeq and is a predicted model, not a curated record. Bases 197 to 2551 code for a protein of 784 amino acids. The transcript has 6 exons. Gene Ontology annotation, molecular function: mechanosensitive monoatomic ion channel activity. Gene Ontology annotation, cellular component: plasma membrane. NCBI's taxonomy places the organism in Eukaryota, Metazoa, Arthropoda, Insecta, Neuroptera, Chrysopidae.
UUGUCAAAAAUGAUAAACUUUUUUAAAACAUUUAUUACAAUCAAUCAUUUAGUUUAAUUGUAUCGUUUAACACAAUUUAAAAAAAAAAAAACAAUGAAUUUAUCAAAAUUCAUGAUAGUGCCACUUUUUACUAUCAAGAUAUACGUUUCCGUUUUUACUUAAAAUGAUUUUAUAAAUUCAGAGUAUAGUUGUAAACAUGUCAGGCGGUGCAAGUAAUAAAAAACGAGUGUCUGGCAAGACUCAAGGCUGGGAAGAAGCCGGUGGUGAAUUUUAUUCCGAACGUUAUCCGACUGGUGACAUCGAGUUAGAUGUAUUUCAAAGAGAUCCAUCACACAUUGCAACUCUUUUACCGAGCAAACAAUCACGAUUUGCUACAACAAAACAUGGUACUAGAAAUACAGAUACUCGAACAAUGAGACGAAGAACUUCAACACGAUCUCGACAAUCAACUGCAAGGAGAACAUCAACUGUCAAUCAAGAUGUUCAUGUUUCUAUGAUGCCAGACUUAUCAGAAAAUUUAUCCAAUGAAGAACGAACAUGGGAAGAAAUAAUGCAGAUAAAAGCAAUGCCUAUACCUAUGUAUCAGAAAAAAGAAAUGAAAGCCAAACUUCAGAACGCAACAUAUUUGCGUUUACAAGGAUAUGAACAAUUCAAGUGGAAACAACGAAAAGUAUGGCAACAAUUAGAAUUACGAUGGAAUGAACUACUAACAAAAAUAGAACUAUGGAAAUAUAGUUUAAAGAAAAUCGAAGGUAAUUUUGGUACAGGCAUUGUAGCAUACUUCAUUUUCUUAAAAUGGUUAAUGUUUUUAAAUUUGUGUAAUUUUAUAAUGAUAUUUAUUUUUGUUAUAAUGCCAACACUAUUAUUCGAUAACGAGGAAAAUGCUAUUUGUGAUAUCGAAAAAGAUAACUCUUCAGUUCCAUGCUGUUCUGAUUUAUAUUUUAAUGGUUCAGUAAAUUUAAAACCAUUUAUUUAUGAUUUUAUACAAGGUACAGGGUGGAUUGAAUAUACACUCAUGUUCUAUGGUUAUUACACAAAUCAAAUUUACGGAGUACAUUCCGUAUCAACAUUAUUAUAUGAUUUACCCCUUGCGUACAUUUUAAUAACAGUUAUUUAUUUUGUGAUAAGUUUAAUCGCAAUCGUAAAAUCCGCUGCACGUGGAUUUAAAGAACGUUUAAUUGAAGGCGAAGGGCAAUUUUAUCGAUAUUGUAAUAUCGUAUUCGGUGGAUGGGAUUUUUGUAUACAUAAUGAGAAAAGCGCGAUUAUUAAACAUAAAGCAUUGUAUAAUGAGUUGAAAGGAAAUUUACAAGCUGAGAAAAUGGAAGAGGAACGACAAAGUCGUACACGCGAUGAAAAAACUCGACUAUUUUGUUUGCGUUUCACAAUUAAUUUAAUUGUUAUAUUUAUAUUAGGAAGUUGUAGUAUUUUAAUUUUUUUUGUAAUCGAAUUGUCUUGGGACAAAAUAUUAUCUGGAACAGAUUUAACCGAAAAUUUUCUGAAUGGAAAUUUAGAAAAUUUAAUUUUACAAUUUUUACCAUCAAUGUCGAUAGUUGCAUUAAAUAUAGUUAUUCCAAUAUUGUUUCGAUUUUUAAUAAAAUUUGAAAAAUAUACACCAGAAUAUGAAAUUCGUUUAUCGUUAGUACGUAUUGUAUUUUUACGAUUGAGUUCGUUAAGUGUGUUGAUGGCAACGAUUUACUAUUUAGUUUCAUGUCAAGAUAAUGAAAAUACGAAUGAAUGUACGAGUAAUGGUGAAAAAUGUAAAAGACCACUUUGUUGGGAAACGUAUGUGGGACAACAAAUUUAUAAACUGUUAAUCACUGAUUUUGCGAUACAUUUAUUAAAAACAUUCUUAAUAAAUUUCCCCCGUGCGUUGUUGGCUAAACAUAUUGAUAAUAAAUGUAUGAAAUUAAUUGGUACUCAAGAAUUUGAAUUAACAGGUCAUGUGUUGGAUGUGGUUUAUUCACAAACUCUAUGUUGGCUUGGUACUUUCUUUUGCCCUCUUUUGCCAGCUAUUGCUGCCAUAUGUUUCUUUUUUAUGUUUUAUAUAAAAAAAUUUGCAUGUCUUGUGAAUAGUACGCCAUCUUCUACAGUAUAUCGUGCAUCACGCUCUAAUUCACUAUUUAUGUUUGUCCUUCUAUUAUCAUUCGUGGUAACAGUGAUACCAGUUGGAUUCUCUAUUGCUGAAUUAACACCAUCAAAAUCGUGUGGUCCAUUCCGAGAAUAUGAAACAGUUUGGGAGCUGGUUAUAAAGACGUUUGGUAAAUUUCCAUUAUGGAUACAAAACAUAAUAUUUUUCUUUGGAACUGCCGGUUUUGCCAUUCCGUUAUUUAUAUUUUUAGUAUUAUGUUUAUAUUAUUAUUAUGCAGUAAAUUCAGCUAAUAAACACAUGGUGUUGGUGUUAAAGAAUCAGCUUGUUUUGGAGGGACAUGACAAACAAUUCUUACUGAACCGUUUGAGUGCAUUUAUUAAGCAACAACAGGAAUAUCAAAAGAAAUUACGUAAUGCCGAAAUGCAAAGGGAACGGGAACGUAUGAAUAAUUCGAGUAGUUAAAAUAUUUAUGCACCUCAUUUUGCUUUAAUCAUUUUAAUAAUUUUAAACUCGACUACAUGAUCUCAUUCAAUAAUUUUUUAUUCAAAUUAACAUACUUAUCUGACUUAAGUAGACUGGCCGUCGUUUCAUAUACAUUGAUCUUUUGGUAU